Molecule: messenger RNA, 4233 nt
Organism: Drosophila mojavensis
Lineage: Eukaryota; Metazoa; Arthropoda; Insecta; Diptera; Drosophilidae
Gene: nvy
Product: protein CBFA2T1
Exons: 7
Coding region: 956-3289 (777 amino acids)
Biological process (GO): DNA-templated transcription; negative regulation of DNA-templated transcription
Cellular component (GO): nucleus
Molecular function (GO): transcription corepressor activity
Source: RefSeq, a predicted model, not a curated record
UGAUAAGCCAAACGGCAUAAGGUUGGGGUUGAUGUGAGCAGCUGAACAGCUGUUUCUGACGCGAGCACCAACUGCGCCGGCGCCUUGCAAACUGCAAGCGCACGGCGAACGACGAGCCGACGAGUAGCCGAGCAAGCGAGCCGAACCAACGUCACGAAGAAAGAAACGAACGACGAAACCGAAACAUGUGCUGGACAACCUGAGCAAGUCGGGACUGAAACGGCACUCACAAACCAAUUCAACUUUCAACUGAGUGGACGUCACGCAGUAGAAGCAACAGCAACAGCAACAGCAGCAGUAGCAGCACAGCAGAGCAGAGUCAGCGUCGCAGCGUGUCUCUCAGUUUUCGGGACUCGGCAUUCCAUAGCCGCCAUUCCCAGUUUCAGUCGUUUGGCAGUGGCCCGACAUGCCGGUACAAGAGUCGCAUCUACGUUUUCGCUCUCGCCAACAAUUGUUGUUGCUCGCGCCGCGUCGUCAACAGCAGCAGCAACAGCAACAGAACCAAUAACAACAAUAUGAAAAUGGAAAAUAAAUAAAUAAUAGAAAUAUGUGCAAUUGAAUUUAUUGAAGCGGCACACGAUUUGUUUCACAUUGGUUGAUAGUCAAUUACGCCCCGUCACAGGCAAAACGUGCGCGCGAUUUUUAGUGGGUGUCAACGGCGAGAGUAUCUCAAAGAUACGCAAACAAUGCAACAAAACGCUUGAGUGCAGUAAGAAGUGAGCAUAAUUAACCAAAGCACCGAAUCAUACACUCUACCAAUUCACAAGAACGGCCAACAACAACAACAGGCAGCCAAAAUGCAAUCUGAAUUGAUUCCCGCCCCGAACAUUACCAAUUCCAAUAGUUGGCUGAAAAUUGCUGAUUGGGGCUUGCCAAAUAAUUUGGUAUGCGCUGGAAAUACCUUAGCUGCAGCUGCCCCUAAUGAGACUCGCUCCCAGGGCCAACACACACACACAUGUUUACAAUACUCCGGCAACGGGCAUGGCCAGCCAGGACCUUGGGAUUGAUGGCGCUCGACGGCAAAGCGAUAAUUAAGGAGGAGAUUACCGACAAGGACGCCUACGAUGCGGCCGCAGCAGCAGCAGCAGCAGCAGCGGCAGCAGCGGCAGCGGUCUCAGUGGCAACAUCAACAGCUGCCUCAUCCGCGUCAUCCUCAGCGUCCUCAUCAGCAGCAGCAGCAGCCAACACAGCGGCUACUGCGGCUGCAAUUAGUCGACGGUUUAAAGCUAACAGCAGCAACAGCAGCAGCAACAGCAGCAACGGCGACAAGAGCUCCAGCACCACCACCACCAACUCCUCCUCGGCCGGCGGCAGCAGCAGCAGCAGCAGUAGCAGUAGCAAGGACAUGUCCAUCACCGGCACCAACACAGUCAGCAGUCAGCAGCUCACGCCCAACGGCAGCCGAGAGCGGGAGCGUGAAAGGGAACGGGAACGGGAACGAGAACGUGAUCGUGAACGAGAAAGGGAUCGGCUCUGUCGCACGCCACCAGAGUCGCCUCCUGCGCUGGCGCGCAAUAUGGUAGCUGCUCCGCGCUCUCCCCACUCACCGCCCCAGCAGAUGCACCACCACCAGCGACCACAGCGCAACACGAGCGCCUCCCCCGUGGUAAACGGCGGCGCCAGCUCCGCCACGUCGCCCACGCCAGGAUCACAGCACGCAGCCUCUCUAGCCGCUGCUGCGGCCGCGGCUGCAGCGGCUGCUCACGUGGAGCAGGCGCGGCUGCUGUCCAAGCUGCGGAAGUUCCUGGGCGCCCUGCUCCAGUUCUCGCAGGAGCUCGGCCAGCCGGAGGUGAGCGAGCGGGUGCGCGCCCUAGUGCUGUCCCUGGCUAGCAGCAACAUAUCACUGGAAGAGUUCCGACUGGCCCUGCAGGAGGCCAUCAACCUACCGCUGCGACCGUAUGUGAUGCCGCUGCUCAAGAACAGCGUGGCCCUGAUGCAGCGCGAGAUCCUGGCCCUGGCGCGAGCCACUAACCAGUCGGCCAUGCAGUACGUGACCAGCAACGAGCAGGCUGUGAUGGAGCUGACGCCCCAUGGCGUGGGCAGCGCCGAGUUCGCGGACAUAUUCGUGCAGCUGGAGGCGCCGGCGCCGGUUGCGGCCAACGGCAAUGGCGGGUCGCUUUUCAAGCGCCGCUCCUCGGACUCGAUCAUGGAGCACAGCGCGCACAACGGCCUGCAGGAGUGGGCAGAGUACAUGCCCAACGCCGGCGCAGCCUACGCGCCGCCCAGCAAGCGGCUGGCCAUGCAUCCGGCUGCCGCCCACUCGGUGCUCGCCUUCGACUAUAGCACUGCGACUGCCGCCGGCGAGGCGGCUGCUGCCGCGGGCUUCAUGCAGCGUGACGAGCGAGACCUGCGCCUGCCCGAGUCGGGGCAGGGUGCCAGCAGGCUUGCGCUGCCCCAGGUGGCGCGCGGGGGCAAUGCGCCAGCAGCAGCUGCUCCUGCCCCUGCUCCUGGCGGCGAGGAGGAGUGGAAGAACAUCCACACCAUGCUUAACUGUAUCUCGGCCAUGGUCGACAAAACCAAGCGGGCCAUCACCAUCCUGCAGCAGCGCGGCAUCGAGCCACAGCACGGCAGCAACGGCAGCCAAGACCUGACGCCCGCCGCCAUGGCCGAGCUGCGUCGCCAGACCGAGGAGAAGGUGGCCGAGUUCAAGCGUAACGCCGAGGAUGCAGUCACCCAGGUCAAGCGGCAGGCGGUCAUCGAGAUACAGAGAGCCGUGGUGGCAGCUGAGACGCGUGCAGCCGAGAUCAUGACUCAAGAGCGACUGCGCAUGGAAAAGUUCUUCAUGGAGAUGAGUCGUCACUCCAGCGGAGACCGCGAUCUGGAUAAUAAGUCGCCAUCCAUAACCAGCGCGCAGAAUGGCAGCAGCCUGCAGCAGCAAUGCUGGAACUGCGGCCGCAAGGCCACGGAGACGUGCUCCGGCUGCAACAUGGCCCGCUACUGCAGCGCCUCAUGCCAGUACAGGGACUGGGACAGCCAUCACCAGGUGUGCGGCAACUCACGGGCUAGCGAGCUGAGCGCCAAGCAUUUGCACUCGGCUACCGCUAACACCAGCGCCAGCGGCAUGCGCAGCGCCAUGGCAGCCCGCUCCCCUCCCACGCCUACAGCCGCAGCAGCGGCAGCCGCAGCGGCAGCGGUGCAUCUGCAGGCGGCUGGUGCCGGCGUGCGGGAGUCGGCAGUGGCCGGUGGCACGGCUGGCGGCACUGCGGCCGUUGGCGUCGCUGGGGGCGGGGCUGGGGUCGCCGCUGGCACAGCCAGUGCGCUGGUGCCCAACGGACUGGGCUCCAAAUGACGCAUUCGCAUGAUGAAACCCAAGAAGAAAUACUUGUGCUAGUCAAAUUACCGAUCGGGCUCGAAUACGACGAUAAAAAAAUUAUAAUCUACAUAUACAAAUAGAUAUGGAGUUUAACUAACGUAAACCUUAACCAAAAGAAAAAUCGGACAUUGUCAGCAUUAUCCAAAUAGUCUUUAAUUACAUACUUAAUAUACUUCAAGUAAACGAGAUAGAUAUGUAAUUUGAGCCUAACACAUUUUGCAGUACAUUAAAAAUAUAAACAAAAAUAUAUUAAUAAUAUUAAAGGAAAACGAGUUAAGUGCGCGGCAAAAUAAUUUAAUUCAACUCUAGUUUUUGUGAAAAUUACGAGAGAAACGAAAAUGUUUGAAAUCACGCUGAAAAGCCUCUCUGAACUUUAUUGACUUAAAUUAAAUUGUAUGAGCACUUAAAAGACACCAAGGCAUAAGAAAUAAAUAGAAAAUAAUUCAAAUAUUUGCACCACAAUUAAUCAACUUAAAAAUAUGCAAAAUUAUAUUAAUGCAAACUCUUAAAAGCAACUCAGAUUUAUUUAAGAGGUCAAAGCUGCAAGUAGUUUUUAGGAGUCAGCCCGCGCAGCGAGGGGAGGGAGCUUGAAGAAAACGGGAAUACUUAAACUGAACAUAGUAAUUUUUAUAAAAUAAUAAAAUAUGAUAAAUAUAAUGAUUAUUAUUAUUAUUAUUAUUAUUAUUGCCAUUACUGCUAUCAUUAUGGAUAAUUUAUUGAUUAUAUAUAUCUAUCUGUAUGUAUUUAAAUUAUUAAUUAGUAUUUAUUGUAUUUCUAAACACGUAUUUAACUGUACUUUAAAUAUAGACAAGCAAGAGAAAACCAAAAGCAAAUGCAAGAAAAUCUAAUCUAAAUGUUACAACCCACACAAAGAAAGGCUAAAAAGAAACCCAAGAAAUAAAGUGUUUUAAACCAAAAAA